CGCGCCUCCGACACGAGUGCUGUUCGAGCGCGGCAACACACACCUCUCCACACGCAGCGGAGUAUGCUACAGCAGAUGUCCUCGCCGCCGAGCGCACAAGCCGGCGAGGUCGCGACUGUCGUGCGCCACCUUGAAGGCCGCGUCUGUGGCGACGUGUCUUCGGAGGCCUCCUCGGACGCUGCAGAUGAUUUUGAGUUACCACAGUGCAAGAUAAGGAGGAAUUAUAACUGCACGAAGUGCACGUUCUUUACGCAGAACCCGCGCGCUUAUCUCGUACACACGCGAGACGCUCACUUUGUUAGACUCAAGAUUUACGAUUGUCCGUAUUGUGUUUAUGCUUCGAGACAUCAUCAGAAGCUGGUAAGGCACGUCAAAAUGAUUCAUGGAGUAUCAAAGAAGACGUCUUCCACAACCACUACCAAAGGUGAUGUUGCGUUAUCACCGCCCUCUAACGAGAACGUGGAGCAAGCAGAACGCAUUGAAGACUUACUGGAAGAAGUCGAGGACUGCGAGGAUAUGAUGAUGGAAGUAGAUGAAGACUCCAUGGACGAUAACGACAUCGACAGCAACAGAAAUGUUGAUCAAACAGCGCCCUCUGAUGAAAUAAAACCUAAUAAACAUAAUUAUUUCUCAUGCGAUAAGUGCAACUAUUUCACCAGCAUAAAGGCUAGAUUCACAAAACACGUCAAGUACCAUUCAAUGCCUAUGAUAAAGUGUACAAUAUGCGAUUUUCGAACACCAUACAAGUGGAAUUUGGACCGUCACAUGAAGAACCACGGUGGGACUGGGAAUUUCAAUUGUUCAAUGUGCAACUUCACGGCGGACAUCAAGCAGAGUCUGACGGUGCACGAAAUGAAUCAUCACACACCGGCAGCGGGAGCGGGCCAAUCGCUGUUCAGUCGCCGCCGCAACCGGGUGGGCGCCAGCGACACGGUUACCGCGGAGCUCGACGCAGCGAGCGCGUUGCUCCCCAAGGAGGAAGAAGGGAGCGGCGACUCACGGUCCUCACACUCGGUCUCGGAUAUGGGGCUACAAUACGCAGAAAGAGAACUAGUCAGUUGUAAAAGUGAUUCAAACGAUGCAACAGCGUCGCAUGAUGCAAUCACUAAAAAGGACAAUUCAAAUGAUGGCUACAGCCAGCUUUCACCCACACACAGUACAGAUGAAAAACAAAGACAGAGCAGAAAGGUUCCUAGACCAAUACCACAACUCAUACCGCUAAAUUCUUCAACUCCUAAUCAAAAACAACCAUGUUCUGGCGAGCCACCAAACAAGAAGUUAAAAGAAUCUCUACACAACGACAUCGAUGACGUCUCAAGUGAAAAUUCACUUUUAACAGGAAACCCACCAACCAAAGAAACCACAGGGCGAAAGAAAAAUGAAUCAUUUUUCGAUAAAUUGAAAGAACGACUGUUAACAGAGACCGGGGAAGAAGGAUCUCUAAUAUGCAAAAACUGUGGUUUCGAAAGCAAGUGCUUGUCAGAACACUCUGUUCACGAGAAGAAUUGUGCGCCGCAAGCUAACCGGAUCAAUGCAAACGCAUCCCACAAAAGUUUAAGUUCAACUCGCUGCCAGAAUUGCAGACACAGAUGCAAGUCGAGUGCAGAUUUAUACAUUCACAUGCAAACAUGUGGAAAGAGCGCAAACAUAGACGAUGAAAACGCAUUGAAAAAUCAAGACAGCAAUGAUGGAAUAAUUCCAAUACAUGACAAAGAAAGUGAGCCACAUCCAAUGGAAAACGUCGUUUUUGUUUGGAACAAUUUUAAUCAAAACAACCCUAACAAGUUUGAAAUGCCUCUAGACAUAAGUAUCAACGAUGAUAGCACUUUACCAGCAGAAUCACAAAGGAAUUUCGAUGCUGAAAUUGUUGAUGAUAAUGAGAGCAUGAAUCUGUCGCCGAGUCAAGCUAUUGGACGGAAAGUAUUUAAAUGUCCGCAUUGUCCAUUUUUCUCCACAACAGCGUCGAGGUUCCACGUACACAUCGUGGGGCAUUUGAACAAGAAGCCAUUUGAGUGCUCCCUCUGCAAAUACAAAUCAAAUUGGAGAUGGGAUAUAACCAAGCACAUCAAGUUGAAGUCCGCCCGGGAUCCUGAACAUAAUGAAGCUAAGGUACUCAUGACUGAUGAGACUGGCCGACGUAAUUACAGCAAAUAUAAUAAAUUCUUAGCAAUGCCUGUUCUAAAUGAAAAUGGAGAAAAUGAGUUUCAUUACUUGGAUCCUAAUACUGCAGUGGACAGCUCAAUGGAAAUAGACGAACCAUUCAAUGAUAUGUCAGAGGUCAUGAAUGUACAAUUUGAAAUGCAGCCACUAAACUUACAGACACAACAUGCUGAAGAUAAAAAUGACUUUUUAGAGAAUAGAGCUCUCGAUGACGUGAAGAAACCUAAAAAAACAUUAUGGAAAUGCAAAAAGUGCAACUACAAAGAUCCCUCAAAAGAAGCUCUCUUGGAGCAUGUACGACAGCACUCCAGGUCAGACGGUUUCCACGAGGAACCGAAACCAGUGCCUAAGAAACUCGAGAACAAUACUCCUGACCCAGCUGACCUGGCGUAUCGUUGUGGCCAUUGUAACCAAUUAUCCAACUGGAAACAUGUUAUACAGCGUCACUGCCGAUUAAAGCAUGAUGGAGUGAUAAAAGUUAUAACAACAGUCAAACCAAAACCUGAUCCACCGAUGAACAUCAACGAGAUCAAUAUUGACACCUGCAACAAGUGUCCGUACAGGACGAGUGACAAGAAGCUCCUCAUCGCUCAUUUACAACAGCAUCAACCCUCAGCCAGCUCUAUUUUCAAGUGCUACUUCUGCCCAUUCUUCGUAAAGGACGAACCUGAAUUAAUACAACAUUUACUUCUUCAUGGUAUUACCGACCCAGAAGAUUACAUCGCAAAAGCCAUGGGUGCUAAAUCCCCCGCACCAGAACCUCAAGCACCUGCAGCUCCAUCAAUGAACCACACCAAACGACACAAAUGCAUUGAGUGUCCAUACGAAACCAACAGCAAGUCACAAUUCAUGUAUCAUGAACAGUUCCAUCGACUGCCCGCAGAUACACCUUAUAAAUGUCCAGAAUGCAACUAUAGCGUAUCCAAGCGACACCUGCUCCAUCAGCACCUUCGCGUUCACGGUAUAGCAACUAAAAGAAUGGAAUCUGAAGCAGAACUAGAAGCAUCAACGUCAUCACAAAAUAAGUCAGACUCAAAAGCAGACUACCACAACAAUCUGGACGAAAUACCCUACGUUUGGGUUUCAGCGAAGAACGAGUUCCAUAAAAUGUACAAAUGCAGAUACUGUUCGUAUGUAAAUGCAAUUAAAUGUAAAAUACCCAAUCAUGAAAAAAUUCACUACGUCGUAUUCGAAAAUAAUGAUACAACAAUUUACAAGUGCUGGGAAUGCAAAUAUACCUGUGAUAAUGCCGCUAGACUGUCAGAACAUUCCAAGAUGCACGGAGAAAUAUAUGGUAGAAUUUAUUGUCCUGUUGAGGAUGACAUACCUGACGAAGAACAGAUCAUGAAGCUAAGAAAAGUUAUAGAACUUGAAAAAAUAACAAACCCCGAAUCAUGUUCUAGAGAUGAAUCUACAACUGAAAACGGAGAAAUUAAAAUUAUAUACUUUUGUCAAAAAUGUCCCGCCAGAUUCCUUGACGAAGGAGAAAUAGAAGUUCAUAAAAAGGGACAUCAUGAAUCACAUCCAAACAAAUGUAAAAGUUGCGAUUUCGCAGUUACAGAAGAGGACGAAUUGACCGCUCAUUCUAGUGUUCACACAGAUGAAUAUCACACAAAAACAAAGAUGCUUAAAUUCAUUCACAACACUCAUCCUUCACACCGCCAACCCAUAUUAGAACUCGUUCACUGCCCUAAAACCUCAGAAAUAACAUGGAUUGCCACCGGUCCCUGUAAACUGGAAACUGCCGAAACUCAUACGAAAAAACUAGGUGAGUCAAAAAGUGUGCCACGACAAUAUAGUUGUAACCAAUGCCCUGCGAAGUUUUUCAAGAAUUCGGCACUUACAUAUCACAUGGGGCUCCAUGGAGGAGAAGGAGAAUACAAAUGUAAAAAAUGUAACUAUGCCGUAAAGAACAUUGGAAAUCUAGCUAAACAUGAAUUACUUCACGAAAACGAAAAUAAGGCAAGUUGUGAUUAUGAAUCUGGUGAAGACAUGGAUUAUAAAAACAUUCCUUUGUCUGGCACUGAUUUGUUCCAGAGAAAGACUGAGGCACAAAAGAGAGUUUUAACAGAUAAAGAUAAAUUAGUAAAGCCUAAUGAUCAUUUUCCACCUGUCCUACAGGCAGAUCCCCAAUUUGGUUAUUUAAUGCAUGGUAAUCCUGAAUUCAUCUAUCCAACGUACCUUAAAAAUGGACGCCAAAAAGAGAAGCGGUAUAAAUGCCACAAAUGCCCUUCUGCUUUUGAAAAAAGAGAGCAAUAUAAGAUCCAUUUAUCAUUGCACGGCUCCAAACAAAGGUAUAAAUGUGAGUUAUGCGAUUAUUCAGUCAAAUAUUAUGCUAAUUACGUUCAACAUAUGCGAAAACACCAAAUGAACGAUGAGGCUCAAGCUGAGAGAAAGAAAGGUAACGACACGUUUAUGGAAUCUGAAAAUCAAGAAGAUGUUAAGCAAGAAGAUAGCAGUGAUAAUAUCAAACUUGCUAUAAAAACUAUGCCGAGGGGCGCUCCAAAGAGCGACUUCCAACAGUUCUCAAUUAGUGACCAGCAAACGUUAAGAUUACUGCAACGAAGACGGUCUAUGAAUAUUUCUGGUAAAGAUUUAAAUACAUCUGAUACGUCGCCGACCAAAGAGCGCAAAAUGCACAUGUGCAUAUUAUGUCCGUACGCUAAUCAGCGACAAGAUUCUUUAAAUAACCAUUAUAGACGACAUGAUGACUCUGAUGUUUUAAAUGCGGGAGGUCACAAAUGUCCUCAUUGCGAUCUAGCGGUUGUGCAAUCACAUUUUCUUCGUGAACAUCUGAAGACACACUUCAAUUACCAUAAAACUCUAAUUCCCGAAUGUUUUGUGGCUAAUGAAGAAGUUUCUUUUACUAUCACCAAGUUGGAUGACGAUAGUAAAGCAGUUGAUCUCAAAUUAGACAUACAAAACAAAAGUUUUGUAGACAAUGAUGAAAAGAUAUUUGUAAAAAUUAAAACUGGUGAGUUACUAGUGGAAUAAGUUUUAUCGUUACGUCUGAUAAGUGAUUAAAUUAUAAUUUAAACUAGAUUAGAAAUUGUUUACAACAAUGUAUAGUUUUAGCCUAAGCCAAAUGAAAAAUGUUGAUGUUCACCAAAGCAUAGCUUGCCAUAUUAGAAUGUAUCGAUUCUGGCCAUUUUGGGUAAUCGUUGGAACCAUAAAUAACAAAAUUAUAUUCCUUAAAUUAAAAGUAAAUCAAACUUGUAUCAGAGUUGCUAAGUGCUUUAAAUUGUAUUAACAAACAUUAUUUUAGAAUUUUUUAUUGUUACCAACAAAGCGAUUGUGACAUUUAUAGAAAUGUUAUGAACCUCAACUAAUGUUUUUAUUUAUGAAAGAAAUUCGUUAUCAAAAUUGCGAUUUCAGAUCAAUUGCGAUAUUUUGUUUUUAUAUCUUUGUAUCCAAUAUGAUUCUAAAAUACAAUAAAAGAUAUUGAUUGAGAAAAUUCAAUAUUUCUAUGCAUGAAUAGAAAGCUAAUUUGAAACACUGAAUAGUAAUUUAUAUUACAAUUAUGAUAAUGUGUAAUCAUAGUUUAUAUUAGUGCCAGUUUUAUAUACUUUAGGUAUGUCCUAAAGGACACAUUCCUGUUGUGCAAAAUGUUUUAUAAAUAUAUAUGAUUAUUCAAUAAGAAUUAGUUUAAUUAGAACUUUCCUUAUCUUCUUAAUAAAAAUGGAGAUCAUGGUGAAAUUAAAUGCUAAGUUCACUUAAAGCAGAUUCUUUUAUUUAAUUAAGUUUUAAACUAAGAUCACCUUAUCUACUAAACAUGAUUUCAAAGUCAAUGACAGUAGUAAGGUGUUGUUAAAAUAGCAAAAAACAGAAACCAUAAUUCAUCGUAAAUGUAAUAUUAUACUUGAUACAACACAGUAUCUCAUAAUGUAGGGUACACUAGUCACCUUAGGAUGGUUAAAAGCAGUCUUAACAGAAUUUCCAGCGAUUGCCGCAUUCAUUACAAAGUACAAAAGUAGUCAUAGGUUCAUCAGAACUUCUCGUCUGCAACUGGUUGUAUGUGCAGUUCUUCUUUUUGCAUUUGCCACACUUAAGCAUCUCAGUUUUUGUACCUUGUACUGUGGCCAACUGUGCAUCAUCAAUAGCUUCCUUAACAAACUUCUCCCUCAGUUUCUUCAUUUCAUCACUGGCCAUUUCUUCGGGAGCCAUCUUCGCGAGGCGGGAAGCAGAGAUCACACCAUUAAGAAAGUUUGUACGUAAUGUUGGAUUCUUAGGAUCUUUCAGAUUGGCCACUCUUGAUCUUACUCUGUUCUUAUAUCUCAUGUCAGUAUUCUUAAACUCAGCAUAAAUGCAUUCCUCUAAUUCUUCAGCCAGUUCCUCAGGGCUCCCACAGGAACUUGGGUUUUCACCAUCAACUUUAAGAGCUUGUGUGAGAAGUUCCCUACACUUCAGCCUUACAGCAUCAGUUGUAUUUGUUUGUGGGGGGAAAGAAGCGGGCAACUUCUUGUCUUUUUCCUUAUCAUCUUUUUUAUCUUUAUCCUUGCCUUCUUUUUUAGAUUUUGAGGAGCUGCCAUUAUCUUUGCCUGGGGUGCCUGGUGUCGAUAAGAAUUUCUUCCAAUUUUUAAUCAAGGUUUUGCAAAGAGAUAUUACUUCUUCAUCCUUACUGGAUUUACGAAGAUUAUUGACGGUCAUACCUAUUCUGGUUUUAGUCAACACGUCCAAAUUAAUAGCCAUGGUCUGUAACGAUUUCAGCAGGUCUAAGGCUUCUUCCUGACCCUAAAACAAAAGACAGAGAUUUAAGUUUAAUCUAGCAAUAGUUCCAUUUGAACUACGAGCAUGCAAUACAUAUCUGCUGCUGUAAAUAAAAC
Messenger RNA from Spodoptera exigua (beet armyworm), 6983 nucleotides. Lineage: Eukaryota; Metazoa; Arthropoda; Insecta; Lepidoptera; Noctuidae. The record is from the annotation of a GenBank genome assembly.